UCAGCGCCGCGGCAGGAUGACCGUCUGUUGAGCUGGAGAAGGCAGCGUCACAUUUCCCUUUGUGCAUCCACCUGUGCCUGCGGACGGCGCUCUUCGCAUCCUACAUGGAGUAAUAAUAACAACAUUGGACUUUCAUCGUUGCUAUUUAUUUAUUUGUUUAACGCCUCUUCAUCGCCGGGGGAUGUAAAGUUUGGAUAAUGCCCCCGCUCAGCAUUCUGGAUUGCUAAUAUUCCGGCCAUCGCGCUCUAUCUAUCAGAAGUGGACAAAAAUAUGGACACAUUUUUCUUUUAGAACAUACAUUCACCAUGGGAUUGUUACAGCUAUUUCUGGUUGUCUGCAUAUUCUGCACUUGCUCAGUGCAAGGUUUUGGGGUCGACCCAGCUCUGCGCAUCAGCGUGUUGGAUGAACUCAUGCCCGCAGAUGGAUUUGAUGGAGUUACUCAGGUUCAAGGCUUUCACAGAGAGUCAAGAGCGUUCCGCUUCCAAGGUUCUUCAAGAGAAGUGAAAGCUCCCGCUGAGGUCUCGGAGAAAAUCGUCCGCAAGCUGAGCGGCAAGAACGAGUUCACCGUGCUGGUGAAUUUCAAACAAGAGCGCCUCAACUCGGGGGUCAUCCUCUCCAUCCAUCAGAUGGAAAACAGGUUCCUGGAGCUGGAGAGCAGCGGACAGCGCAGUGAGGUGCGCCUCCACUACCGCAUCAAAGGCCUGCAGGCCCACACCGAGGUGUUCCCCUACAGCCUGGCUGACGACCAGUGGCACAAAGUCUCUGUUGCCGUCAGUGCCUCCCAUGUCAUCCUACACAUCGACUGUAAUAGGAUUUAUGAGCGAGUGGUGGAGGCCCCCGACAUGGACAUCCCUGAGGACGCCUCCUUCUGGCUCGGACAGAGAAACUCAGCUCAUGGAUUCUUCAAGGGGGUGAUGCAGGACGUUGAAAUUGUGAUAAUGCCACAAGGAUAUAUCUCACAGUGUCCAGACCUGAACAGAACAUGUCCUACCUGCAAUGAUUUCCACGGACUUGUACAGAAGAUUAUGGAGCUGCAGGAUAUCCUUGCUAAAACAUCCAGUAAGCUGUCCAAAGCAGAGGAGAAGAUGAAUGGCCUGGACGGCUGCUAUUGUGAGAGGACCUGCAGCGUGAAGGGGGUGGUCUACCGCGAGGACGAGGGCUGGGCAGAUGGCUGCAGGAACUGCACCUGCAUGAACGGCACGGUGCAGUGCGAGGCCAUCUCCUGCCCUCAUCCUCAGUGCCCGGCCAGGACAUUGCCGGCCUAUGUGAAGGAAGCCUGCUGCAAGGAGUGUCAGCCUGUCUGCCUGUUUGGCGGAAGGGAGCUGGUGGAGGGCGAUCAGAAGGCUGUGCGCGACUCCUCGGACAGGUGUCUGCUGUUUGAGUGCAAGGACAGGAUGAUGCAUCGAGUGGUCCCCAGCAAGCUGUGCCCUGAACUCCAGUGUCCUGAGUCUGAGCAGAUCACCUUGAGUGACAGAUGCUGCAAAGUCUGUAGAGGUCAUGACUUCUGCUCCGAGGGCCACGGCUGCGUGGAGCACUCCGACUGCGUCAACCUCGAGGCUGGAGACUGCUGCGUUUGCAAGGAUGGAUUCCGACCCCUGCGAGACGAUAACGCCUACUGUGAAGAUAUAGAUGAGUGCGCUGAAGGGAAGCACUACUGCAGAGAGAACACCAUGUGUGUUAACACCCCUGGCUCCUUCAUGUGCAUCUGCCAUACGGGCUACAUCAGGAUCGAUGACUAUUCCUGCACAGAGCACGACGAGUGCCUGAGUGGCCUGCACGACUGCGACGAGAACGCCUUGUGCUUCAACAUGGUCGGAGGACACAGCUGCUCAUGCAAGCCGGGCUACGCCGGCAACGGAACCGUCUGCAAAGCUAUGUGUAACGGGUUGUGCCAGAAUGGGGGGAUGUGCCUGUCGCCCAAUAACUGUGCCUGCCCGCAAGGAUUCACUGGCAAGAGGUGUGAAACAGAUAUCGACGAGUGUGCGGACGGCUUUGUGGAGUGCGAUAGUAAAUCCACUUGUGUCAACUUGCCCGGCUGGUACCACUGCGAGUGCCGCGACGGCUACCAUGACAACGGCCUGUUUUCUGCCAACGGAGAGUCGUGCGUCGAUGUCAACGAGUGCAAGACGGGCAGGAACACGUGCGCCAAUGACACCGUUUGCUUCAACCUGGACGGAGGCUACGACUGCCGCUGCCCCCACAGCCACAACUGCACCGGCGACUGCAUCCACGACGACAAGGUCAAGCACAGCGGGCAGAUCUGGGUGCUGGACAGCGACCGCUGCUCCGUGUGCUCCUGCCAGGCCGGCCAGGUGAUGUGUCGCAGGAUGGUGUGCGACUGCGACAACCCCAACGCCGACCUUUUCUGCUGCCCUGAGUGCGACCCGCGGCUGAGCAGCCAGUGUCUGCACCAGAACGGAGCGCUGACCUAUGGCAGUGGCGACACCUGGGUGGAGAACUGCCAGCAGUGCCAGUGCCUGCAGGGCCAGGUGGACUGCUGGCCUCUGCCGUGCCCGCCCGUCGACUGCGAGUUCACGGUGGUGCCCGAGGGCGAGUGCUGCCCGCGCUGCGUGAGCGACCCCUGCCAGGCGGACACCAUCCGCAACGACAUCACUAAAACGUGUGCGGACGAGCACAGUGUCCCGCGCUUCAGCGGCUCCUCCUGGGUCAAACACGGCACCGAGUGCACCCUGUGCCAGUGCAAGAACGGACACAUCUGUUGCUCAGUGGACCCCAUGUGCCUUUAGUGGCACCUGUACAGCAUUCUCCAUGUAAAAUACAUUAAAGGUGAAGAAUAAAAACCCGCUACCACCGCCACCACACUUGAAUGUCUCCUCACUGAUCUCGUCAGGCUUGUUUACGGCGGCUGGAGGCGUGAAGUUUAUUGUUAUCGUUUCAUUGUAAAUGCCAGCAGGUUUGGUCUGUUCAUUUAAAAAAAAAAAGUAACAGUCGUCUUUCUACUAAACCUGUAUGAUAACUAACAUGAUGAUGAUUAUGAUGGCCUUCACUCUUUGUUUAAGCUUACAUCCACAUGAACCUUGUAAAAUAUGAAUAUUAACUGGCAUGCUUGUGCUUGAUGUCUAAACAUUUCUUUUUGCAAAUUUCUUAACUGAUAAAACGAUGAUGACGAUUCCUUAAAGGCCUGUUAGCAUUCUUUUUGCCACUUAUCAAUUGUCUGUAUUACGUGGUGCUUUGUAGCUUUUUCUUGCACUUUUCUUGAGGUUUUUUU
Molecule: messenger RNA, 3229 nt
Organism: Phycodurus eques (leafy seadragon)
Lineage: Eukaryota; Metazoa; Chordata; Actinopteri; Syngnathiformes; Syngnathidae
Gene: nell2a
Product: neural EGFL like 2a
Molecular function (GO): protein binding; calcium ion binding
Source: RefSeq, a predicted model, not a curated record